Messenger RNA from Bactrocera tryoni, 2270 nucleotides. RefSeq lists its product as uncharacterized. Lineage: Eukaryota; Metazoa; Arthropoda; Insecta; Diptera; Tephritidae. The transcript has 8 exons. Bases 171 to 2090 code for a protein of 639 amino acids. The record is from RefSeq and is a predicted model, not a curated record. Gene Ontology annotation, biological process: amino acid transport; carbohydrate metabolic process.
UUGACUGGACAUUCGAGUUCAUCAAAUGAUCAAACGGUGAUCAGCGCGCAAGGAGUAUAGUACACUGUGGUGUUAAUACGGUAUUUGUUAAUUUUGUCAGUUAAACAAACUUUGCGCUUUCAAACACUGAAAUUUUGGAAAAGAAACAUCCGUCAAAGAAACGCCUGAAAAUGAAAAGUACUGCCAUUCUUAAAUUGCACGUCAACGGAUCUACAUCAUCCAACAAGGAGCAACCACCUCCAUUGGAAGAGUUUUACAAGCAAUUGCCAGAGGACCAAGAAUUUGUAACUCCCGAGAAGUAUCCGGAAAACUCUGUAGAAUCCUCCACAAAACCAGAGUUAGGAGCAGGAACAAAUACCGAGCAAACAAAAGUAGAUAGUGCUGCUGUUGCAAACAAAGAAAACGGUACAAUGGUGGUGGAACAAAACGGUUUGAAUGAUGGCGCCGACGAACAAAUGUUAAGUGGUGCUGAAGACAACGAAAAAUUGGCCGAUAAGCGUGAAGAAGUAAAGUUUAUCAAAGGAGGUGACCAACAAAAUGGUGAUGCGAAAAUUGACAUUGGUGCUGUUAAUGGAAAGGAUAAAGAAUUGGCUUUCACCGGCAUGUCCAAAGAAGAACUGAUGAAAUACGCCAAUGAUCCAUUUUGGGUACGUUUACGUUGGAUUUUCUUCAUAGGCUUCUGGGCCAUUUGGGCCGGGAUGUUGAUCUGUGCCAUACUUAUAAUUGUUGAGGCGCCAAAAUGUGCCGCUCCUGAGCCACUACCGUGGUACAAACGUGGCCUCCUCGCUAAAUUCAAUGCACUCGAAGCAGUAGCUAGCGAUAUCGACAGCGCAAAAGUGGUGGGAGCUUCUGCUGUCAUAUAUGAGUUGCCACCUGCACUAACUUAUUCGGUACAUGAUCCUGCUGUUGAGCAAAUAAUCAAAGCUGUCGUUGAUAGUUAUAAAAUUGCGGAUAUCAAUGUUAUACUGGACCUAACACCAAAUUAUGUACCAAGUAAUUCUACAUUGUUUGCUGAAGCCAAAAGUGACAAAUCAAAGCGUUCAGCUUUCAUAUGGAAAGAGGGUGCCCAAAAUAUCAGCAAUUGGCGUUCACUUCAAAAUACAUCAGCUUGGGAUGAAGUCGAAGCGGGCAACUAUGUACUCUCCCAAUUCGGUGCCGGUCUAUAUGAUUUGAAAAUGAAUGACGUCAACGUUAAGAAUCAAUUCGAAGACGUUUUAAAACAUUUGUUGACUUUGGGCAUCAAAGGAUUCCGUUUGAAGAACACCAAAUUCUUUUUACUCUCUGACAAGACUCCUGAUGAGGUUGUUUCUUCGGAUGGCAAUUUCGGACAUACUGAUUAUGGAUUUUGGACACAUACUCAUAGCACCUUCCAAGAAGGCCUUGGCGAUUUGUUGUAUGAGUAUAAAAUGUACGUAAAGAACAUUUCUGCAGAUGCUUUCUUAUCAGUGGCAGAUGAUAUUUUACGUCCAGAAAUUUACCAUACUAAGAAUGGCGAAUGGGGUGUAGAUCUACCGAUAUAUGGUCCACUUGUGCACACUUUGCAUACAGGUUCAAAUGUUGCAAAACUUCGAAGUGAAUUCGAAGAUAUUAUAAAUGCUGUAGGCAAUGACACGUGGCUACAGUGGAAUUUUGCUGAGCAAUCACCAGCUGAUAAUCUGAAAAGCGAUCCUUCGGCAAUCGCAUUAUUUGUGUCGUUAUUGCCAGGAGUACCAGUUGUGGCAAUGACUAACACAUCACUUUUCAAAGACUUGAAUCCAGAAGUUUUUGCUGAAAUAAAGCAAUUGCGAUUAUCACCCUCGUAUAUGCAUGGGGAAUAUAAUGUUUUUCCUGUAGAAGGCCUCUUUGCUUACUCCAGGCAAAGAAUAAAAUCUGGUAAUCCUGGUUACUUCGUGGCUUUCAAUCCAUCAAAUACUACUGUAAAAGGCGAGUUCGUCUACCCGUCAUUGCCAGACAAAAUGUCGGUGUAUGCUCUUAGUGAGAACUAUAAUAUUUCGGGCAUAACAGUGAAAUCUAAAGUUCAAACAAAUUCUGUAGAGGUGCCCCCUGAAGCCACCAUAAUACUCACUUACGUACCUGUAACAUCAGGCUAAAUUUAUAAUGGAUGGAUAUCCUUAUAUUCACACAUAUUAAAAUGAAUGUGACAAUAUUAUAAAAAAUACAAAAUAUUAUGUGUAUUAAUAAUGCUGAAAGUUAAUCACGUUAUGCAUAAAGAAAAAAGUUACCGCUUUACAAAAAUAAAUAAAAUAUUUAUUUCAGAGUUGAAAAACGAU